This is a messenger RNA of Daldinia loculata, 2378 nucleotides long. RefSeq names its product ubiquitin carboxyl-terminal hydrolase. Gene Ontology annotation, cellular component: nucleus; cytosol. The record is from RefSeq and is a predicted model, not a curated record. NCBI's taxonomy places the organism in Eukaryota, Fungi, Ascomycota, Sordariomycetes, Xylariales, Hypoxylaceae. The transcript is spliced from 9 exons. Bases 486 to 2045 code for a protein of 519 amino acids. Gene Ontology annotation, molecular function: cysteine-type deubiquitinase activity; zinc ion binding; cysteine-type endopeptidase activity.
UGUUGAAUGACGCUGCACGGCGUCUAGUUAAUAAUUAUUUUCUGUACAUGAGCUAAGCUAAGCUAACUUCGUAUCGUAGCUUCGAAAGCUUCGAAAGCUUUAGCUAACUAAUACUGGGGAGGCUGAAGUAAGAGGGAAUCUUAGAAGUCGAAGCGAGCGCAUCGCCAGUAGCUGAGCUGCAUUUCCCAUCUCUUGCAAAAGGCACAUUCACCCCCCACGAUCGAGCCAUACUCAUCCUUUUACACGAGCCUCGCUAUAGUGUAUUACACUCCUUAAUUCGGGGCGACGGUCGUUAAAUCGUUCGGUCGUUCGAGCCUUUCGUUAUCGCAAUUUUGCCCUUCUCAUUUCCGACGCCGCCCGCCUCUUAAUUGCACUCGACCGAAUCCUCCUCCCUGCGCGGCUGUUAUUACGCACAUAUUCGCCAAUUCACUACAGAACUCCUUUCGUAUACCUGUUAUAAGUCUAUUACAACCAUAGGAGGAACCAUGGCUGCGCGACCUACUACUCCGGCGUCCCCUAAAAAUGUCAAGAUCAACUCGCCCACCCCGGGGACGCCUUUGUUUGGCUGUGAGCAUGUUCAAAUACUACUAUCCAACAACCCAGACGUCCUAAACAACUCAAUCCAAUACUAUAAGAUGCUGCUGAGAGUCAUCUUCGACGGCAACCCCCUGGUACCGCAGACUUCUAAGGGUCCAGAUGGGCUGAUAACUACGUCUUUAACCUCGAACUACCUCUGCUUGCAAUGUUCUGUCAUUGUUACCGAAGAAGAGCGUACGAAACAUGCGAACAAAAAGAGCCAUCGGUUUUAUGUCGACUCGAGAAGUGGCUCAUUAUACUGUCAGUUCUGCGAAGACUUUGUAUGGGACCCAACCCUAGACGACCUUAGGGUAAGAAAGAUAGGGACUGGUUCAUUUUCAAGUCGUAAGAGAAAACAUGAAGAUAUGUUUUCGGAUGCUGUGAAAGAUCCUUUAAAGGAUGAUCCCAGAUACAUAUCCUCCAAUACCACCAUCGCAUCAUGUAGGGCAGACGGACUCCGAGGAAUCUACAAUGCCGGUGCGACAUGUUACCAAAACGUUGUCUUGCAGAGUUUUCUUCACAAUCCCCUACUGAGGAACUUCUACUUGAGCGACGGUCACCAGAGCAGCGAUUGCCAAGUACCUCACUGCCUUAGCUGCGCCAUGGACGAUAUGUUCCAAGACUUCUACGCCCUCGAAAACACUAACGGUUAUACGGCGGCCAACAUAUUGUCCGGUUUUUGGAUAUCCGAAAAGAAGGCGUUUGAGAACCUAGUCACUACGAAGGAACAAGACGCGCAUGAAUUCUUUCAGUUCUUGGCCGAAGAGUUACACGAGAGGAACGGAGAUGGCAAGAAGCCUGAAACUGGUAGCGAACAUAGUUGCAAUUGCAUCAUCCACCAGACUUUCUAUGGCAAGCUCCAAAGCCAGACGACUUGCCAACAUUGCGGCGGUGUUACCAACGCAAUAGAGUCUUUCCUUGACCUAAGUUUGGGUCUGGAGAACCUGUCACAGAAGAGGGGCAAGAAGGCCCCCAAGACGGCUGCGUCACUAACAUUGCAAGAAUGUCUUGACGAGGAGUACAUUAAAUCCGACAAGUGCGAGUAUCGGUGUAGGAACUGCAAUUCAUCGCAACAAGCGCGGAGAGAUCACAGCAUAAAGCUGCUACCGAAUGUACUGUCUAUACAGCUCAAGAGGUUCGAGUUUAAACAGGGGAGCCGUGAUCGUGUUGCAUCGAAGAUCAGCACGAAAGUACAGUUUCCGUUACAACUAAACAUGCUUCCAUAUACCACACGUAGUCGAACGUCAGAUUCUCGUGAUAGUCAGGAACUAAGGCGAUCAUGUACAUAUGACCUAUUGAGCGUCGUCGAGCAUGUCGGAGAGAUCGAUACGGGUCACUACGUAACGUAUUCUCGAGUUGGAGAUCAAUGGUUCUCGUUUAACGACCACAAAGUCGAGCUGGCCAAGAAAUCCGACGUCCUGGGCAGCCAGGCUUAUCUGCUAUUCUACAUCAUCCGGUCGCUGGCGUAAAGGAGGCGGGGGUGGUGGUGGUUUCUCGUUGGUGGCAAACCAAUCAAUAUACCGAAAUGGAAUUGGACGGCGGUGUUUUUGAUGACGCAUUUACACGGUUUGGGGCGCGAUGAGCUUACGUUUUAUUUUUCUCUCUUCUUUCGGCAUUGUGUUUGUUGUGUUUGUUGUGUUUGAAUAAGAUAGAGAAACAGCGCAUAGAGCGAUAGGUACUAUGACCACCUCUAUUUCAUGUUUUUGGCCUUUGGGCUGUUGAUUGUUUGUUGAGUGAUAGCGAGUAUAUUGCCGUUUUAUUGACUAGGUUAGGCACUUAAAUGAAAACAGCGAAAUGGAGGC